AUGACUUCGACAUCCAAUCUCUUCCAACCCCUAUCAAUAGGCAACAUCACCCUCAACCACCGCCUCGCCCUCGCCCCCCUCACCCGCUUCCGCGCCUCAGACAACCACGUCCCCCGUCCCCUCAUGACGGAAUACUACAAGCAGCGCAGCUCCGUCCCCGGAACCCUCCUCAUAACCGAAGGAACAUUCAUCUCCCCCCAGGACGGCGGCCUCCCCAACGUUCCAGGCAUCUGGAGCGAAGAACAAGUCACCGCCUGGCGAGACGUCACCGACGCAGUCCACAAGAACGGAAGCUACAUCUACGCGCAACUAUGGUCCCUCGGCCGAGCGGCGGUGCCGUCCGUCGCCGCCAAAGAAAACAUCACCAUCUCUGCGCCGGACGCCAUCCCCAGCGGUCCUGAUUCCCCUACCCCACGGAAACUGAGCGUCGCGCAGAUUCAGCAGAAGAAGGAGGCGUAUGUUGCGGCGGCGAGGAACGCCAUCGCCGCGGGAUUCGAUGGCGUGGAACUCCACGGCGCGAAUGGGUACCUCAUCGACCAGUUUUUGCAGGAUGUUUCCAACCAGCGGGAUGACGAGUACGGCGGCAGUGUUGAGAACCGGUCUCGUUUCGCGGUGGAGGUUGCUGCUGCUGUUGCGCGGGAAAUCGGCGCGGAGAGGACGGGCAUUCGUCUCAGUCCGUGGAGCACGUUUGGCGGGAUGAGAAUGGCUGAUCCGGUUCCUCAGUUUUCAGACGUGAUUGAGAAGUUGGACCGGUUGAAUCUCUCGUACUUGCAUCUGGUGGAGCCUCGCAUCGCGGGGAAUGUGGACGUCGAGAGCACGGAGACGCUGGAUUUUGCGUACGAUUUGUGGAAGGGACCGCUUCUGAUUGCCGGUGGGUUUAAGCCGGACACUGCGCGGAAGUUGGUUGAUAAGGAGAAGCCUGGGAGGGAUAUCGUGGUGGUGUUUGGGAGGCAUUUCAUCUCGACGCCUGACUUGCCGUAUCGGGUGCAGAAGGGGCUGGAGCUGGAAAAGUAUGACCGGAGUACGUUUUAUAAUACGAAGGACUCGGUUGGGUAUACCGACUAUCCUUUCAGUAAGGAGUUUCUUGAGAGUCGGAAAGGGCAGGCUAUAAAGGCGUCUGUGUGA
Messenger RNA from Pochonia chlamydosporia 170, 1125 nucleotides. RefSeq names its product N-ethylmaleimide reductase. NCBI's taxonomy places the organism in Eukaryota, Fungi, Ascomycota, Sordariomycetes, Hypocreales, Clavicipitaceae. The record is from RefSeq and is a predicted model, not a curated record. The coding region runs from base 1 to 1125 and encodes 374 amino acids. Gene Ontology annotation, molecular function: NADPH dehydrogenase activity; FMN binding. The transcript has a single exon.